UAGAAAGAAUGCGAUCGAGUUCACACAGACACUAACGUAAAUGUCGAAUGCCAAAUCUUGGUACGGCUACAGACCUGCCAUUUAAUUCUUUCUUUAUCAUGUCAAGCUAAUUAUACACGAAAAUUUAUUAUCACACAAUUCUAUCCAGUUAUAAUCAAUCAUAUCUCUCCACUGAUUUGAGCAACACACCAAUGUAAUUUAUGAUCCAUAAAUAUUAUGCGAGCGAAGCGUUUAAUGUUUCUACUGUUGUGUUAUUUAAGUGAUACAAGCGCCGUAUUAUAUAACAAUAAAUUAGACAGUGAAUAUAUAGAAAUACAACCUCUCGAAGAAGCAAAUUACUCGAAUCCGAUAUUAGUGAGUGGUAUAAUAUAUAGGACAUUUAAGAAAUAUUAUUGUGAGGUGUUCAAGGAUUUUGAAAAUAGGCGGACGCUGCUGCGUGGGAGCAAAGCCUGGACGUUUCCCCGCCAAGACGUAAACCUCACACUGGCGUACCCUUCCGCCGAACACGCCGAUCUACAAAUAGAGGAAGACUACGUUAUAACAGGUUACCAGGUGAUAUUGUUCACGGACGGCUUACGAGGCACCGCCUACAUACACUCUGGAGGGAUACUGGAGGACACAAUAAGCCUGACCUUCAUCAGUGAGGGUAUAACGACCCUCUCGUACCAGUUUUGGCUGUAUGGAACCCAGCGGAGCAGCAUACCCGCGGAGGAAUACAACUACGUCAUGUGUUAGACGGGAAGCCGGAGGACUGUGGCGGAGAUGAGGGGAUAUGAGGGCAAACGUGCGGGAAUCAACCAAUAGCAACGGUUGUAAUCCAGCGUGGCAGUGGAGCGGAGAAGAGAAGUGGUAGCACUCAAAUGCCAAUCAAAGCUCCGUAGCGAACGAAACGCAACUGUCACUAUCGCACUAAUAUGGAAGAGUGAUAGAGAGACGAUUGGCGCGUUGGCUAACGCGGGCUGACCGGCUAGCAUGAGUUGCGUUCUCACCCGCGACUCCAUACAUCUAGCGCGAUAUCAAGUAUGGAGUCAUGGACUCGCGCGUGAGAACGCAACUCAUGCUAGACAGUCUGAUAGUUAUAGUAUUGCCAAGUCAGUGCACAUUUACGCGGUUAUCAGGCUGCGUAGACAAGAUGCCAAUUCCCGCUCCGUAUCGUAACGUAGUUAUCUCUAUCACUCUUUCAUAUUAGUGCGACACAGACAGUUGCAUUUCGUUCGCUACGGACCGUUAACGAUUGGCAUUUUGACUACGCAGCCAGGUUAUCACACUAUUAGCUAAUCAGCACGCCGCUUCGGCGUGUAAGCGAGAUGGCGCUACAUAUAUAAGGCUGUCUUGCUCGUCAUGACGUACGAUGACCAAUAAGGAGAGGGUUCUACGGGUUUAACGUGUUUUAAAUAUUUCACGUUAUUUUUCAGGUAACUGAUUUCAUUGUGAUAGUAAAAAAAUAAUAUUGAGUUGUGAUAUUACAACCUUAGGUUAGUUAGGUGAUUUGUCUGAAUCGUCUUUUAAUAUAAACUUUUAAAUGAUA
Molecule: messenger RNA, 1528 nt
Organism: Cydia pomonella (codling moth)
Lineage: Eukaryota; Metazoa; Arthropoda; Insecta; Lepidoptera; Tortricidae
Exons: 4
Coding region: 217-735 (172 amino acids)
Source: RefSeq, a predicted model, not a curated record